AUGAUCAGUUUUCUUUGGACUUGCGGAGUUGUUUCUUCAAACAUCUCAACGCCAAGUGUGAAACCGGUUUAUGGUGCACGAUAUCCACCUUUACAACACGACAUACCUAUUGGAAGUCCUACAAAGGAUUUGGCUAAAACGAAGACAUUUCAGGAUUAUGAAAACAGUGUGUCAGAUGCUUGGGACACGCGGGUUCUUGUCGAUGAUGCGCUUGCAUCCGCGUCAGCUGCUCGAGUACUAGCUGCCCAUGCGGCUGGAAAGACCAGAGAAGAGGUGAGGAUAGUAAAAAGCAGGAAAAUCCCAUAUCUUAAAAAGACACUUUUGCGAGUUCAUCAGAGAUUUUGGUUUUCGGCUCACGAACAUCUCUACUUCAUAUGCAUCAAUAGCUUGCAAUCUCCUCAGGCUCGGCCAGAUUUCGCUGAAAAGGGCCAAAAGUACCCUACAGCGCCUAAAAUUCUCCGAUCUCUCCUUAUUCAUGCGUUUUAUGCCAUCCUCGUAGAUCCCAUACCUACAUCUGUGCCAGCCCCUCCAUUGACUGCUAAUCCUAUAUAUCCAAAAUUGCCAGAAAUCUCUGGUGAUCAAGUCCGUUCAACAGUGUCAGCGGUAAAAUUAUCUUCCCAAGAAGGAGAACGCGACCAGACGCGAUUUGAACGGCUUCGGCGUUUAUUUUCUGUGGGAAAGUCGAAUGGCCGCAAUUCACCACCAGCCGAUAUUGAUAUGGAGCAAUUGAGAAAAGAUUGCUGGAUGGGGAUUCCGCACAAGUUGCGACCGCAGGCUUGGCGUUUGCUUUCGGUACGGCUUUGGGUGUUGUUUUUGUCUAAAAGCUUCAUAUAUACUUUUUCCUUGUUCUGCGCAUUGCAUCCCACGUUAUAUUGA
Molecule: messenger RNA, 876 nt
Organism: Cylicostephanus goldi
Lineage: Eukaryota; Metazoa; Nematoda; Chromadorea; Rhabditida; Strongylidae
Source: the annotation of a GenBank genome assembly